UAUUUGGGACAUUGUAGGCCUGUGAUGUGACGUGCACUUCUGAGAUCUCCUUACAAGCUCACAUGGAUGGAAUCAAACAUUUAAAGAAAGUGCGAGCUGGUGGUUCAGCAGUAGAUGGAAAAGGAAAGAGGAAGAAAGAAUUGAUGAUCCAGCUUGCUAUGGACAACUGCAGGGAGCCCCUGAUUGGUCUUGACUACCUGAUCGAGUUCCAGCCUGAAGACCCGGCAGAGGAACCUCGUUAUGUUUGCGAACUAUGCGAACAGAAGUUUGAUCCCCGCCAGGUCAUCGCUCAUGUCACCGGCUUGAGACACAGAAACAGGUUUAUGAAAGAGAACUAUCCCCUGUAUCACGAAAAGCUGUACGAGCUCGGCGAGCGGCGUGAGAAGAAAUCUGUGAGGACUGACCUUGCCCUGCAGUAUGCCAAGUGGAUAGAGGAAAGGGAAGGCAGGAAACCUAUACGCCUCAAGUUGGUGCUGGAGCCUUUAUUAAAAGAUUCAAACGCAACUUGGGUGGAAGAUGAUAAGUAUUCUUCUGAAAGAGCAUCAGGGUUGACCAGGAAGUAUGAAUCCUACACCACUUACUCCGAGAGGGACGAUGACUUGGAUGACAUUCAAAGAAAAGACGUCAAUGUCAAGGAAGAACAGGGAGACACCAGGGGUGGGCCGAGAGAUCCACGAGAUAGAGGGCGCGAUUAUCUUGGCCCAGAACGAGAGAGAGGCUAUCCAGAUAGAGACUAUUACGACAGAAGAAGAGACUACUAUGAAGGUCUAGAUAGACCAGGGUACCCCGAGCGCGGAGGAGUCUAUGCUGGACGUUACAGAGACUAUCCUGAUGCACGGGGUGCCCCCUAUGAUGACUCUUACUAUGACAGAUAUCCCAGAAGAUACCCUGCUGACUAUGACCGCUACUACCCUCCUGCACGCCUACUACCAGGAGAGGAUGACAGGCCAGGACUGAGCCGUCCAAUGGAAGUGAUAGACUACAGCCACCAGUCCACAUCCACAGAGGUCAGCAGAGAGGGGGACAGGUCGCCCAGGCACCAGGACGACCCCAACGAGAGGAAAUUUCAAGAAAUGAUGGGAGAGCUGCAGGAACGGGGACAGCUGGAUGAACAACAGGACAAAGAAUCCAAGGUUCCUGAUGCAGCAGCCAUUGCGGCGGCACUAGGGGUUGACACAGGCGGGAUUCCUCUGAAUGAGGAGACCAAAAGGUUGCUGGAGACACUGGGUCAGGUGAUGGUCAGCAAUGACAAUGAGGCUGAAGUGGCUCUACAGGUGUCCAACACUCUGACACAGGCUCUUGCAGACUACAAACUUAAACAUGGAAAGCUGGGUGAAGGGACUGGUGAUCAGAGACCAUCUGAGGGGUAUGGUAAACCAGCAACACAAAGAGAACAUACAGCAGAGGAACUGGACGAGGCCUUCUUCAUCGGCCAUCAGCCACAGUCCAGGAUAGCACCUGUUGUCUGGAAGAAAGACGGCCGCCAGAAUCAGUCCAAACUUGUGCCAACUUCAAACCCUCUUGUUGCCUAUGGUGGCAGUGAUGACGAGGGAGAGAUGGAGCCACAGCAAACACAGUCCAGUCAAAGUUCUGCCAGCGUCAUGGCGUCGUCUGUCUCGUCGUUGUACAGUCGCACUGCAAACCUCUUUGAUGCUUAUUCGUUUGGAAACUUGUUAAACACAGCCCCACAACCCCCUCCUGAACAAGACUCCCCUCCCCUGCCCCCACCUUUGCCCCCCUCCAGUGAAGCUGAGCCACCCCCACCCCCUCCCCCAGACACGGAACAAAGUGAACAGAGUUACGAUUCACAGAUGAAGUAUUUAGACUUACAACAACAACAGCAGCAACAACAGUAUUUCUACCAUCAACAAUAUGGCUAUCAGUUGCCACAACAACAGUUACCACAACAACAGUCGGCAGAGCAACAGUACCAACAAUCACAGUACAUGAUGCAGACGGGUUACCAGGGGAUGUAUUAUCCCCAACCGCCUUCCUAAUAAAAUCCAUUCCAACUUCUGUCACGUAACAUCUUCAAUAAAAUUAUUUUAUCAAUAUUGUUACAUUAAAAUAUGGUUACUGUCAGGGAUCAUGCAUUUUUUAUUUAGUUGAAUGAUUUUGCAAAAAUUGUCAAUAUGUCUUUUUAGCCAUUUAGCAAAUAAACUAGAUCUUUGCAUAUGUUGCUUAUAAGACUGUUGCAAAUUUCUAUUUGUUGGAAAUAGGAAUAUUUAUCGUUCUGUUGCUUAUAGUUUUAAAAUUUCUGCUUUAGUUAAGAAAAGGUAGAAACUUGCAGUAAGAAUAGUUUUACAAGGCAUUUAAUCAUGAUAAUGAGUAAAGUUCAACUUUUCAUUAACUCUCAACUCUUCAAGUUAAGUAGUUAUAGAAUUUCCCUUAGUUUUCUUUUAUUGUGAAAAAUACAUUCUGUAAGAGUGUAAAUAAAAUUGAGAGUCCAUGUUUCUUCACUGAACUUGA
Messenger RNA from Lingula anatina, 2469 nucleotides. RefSeq lists its product as uncharacterized. Gene Ontology annotation, molecular function: zinc ion binding; double-stranded RNA binding; single-stranded RNA binding. Lineage: Eukaryota; Metazoa; Brachiopoda; Lingulata; Lingulida; Lingulidae. The record is from RefSeq and is a predicted model, not a curated record. Gene Ontology annotation, cellular component: precatalytic spliceosome.